Drosophila erecta is the source of this 1405-nucleotide messenger RNA. Its product is annotated as probable serine/threonine-protein kinase DDB_G0282963. The record is from RefSeq and is a predicted model, not a curated record. NCBI's taxonomy places the organism in Eukaryota, Metazoa, Arthropoda, Insecta, Diptera, Drosophilidae. The transcript is spliced from 4 exons. Gene Ontology annotation, cellular component: extracellular region. Gene Ontology annotation, molecular function: chitin binding.
UACAACUUUUGCAUCAACUUCAAACGCGGCAACACGUGCAGAGCCCCAGCGCUUGCUCCUCCGUUCGAAACGAAAUAGGAAAAAAUCACAUUUAAAUUACGGAUUACCAAAAAAAUUACAAAAAAACCCAAAAAGCAACAGACAUCAUGGCAGCCACCACAACAGCAGCGAACAAAUCACCGCAGCAGCAACACAGACGGCAGCAGCAUCUUCAGUGGAGCGCCUGCAUUAUGAUAGUCGUGUUCGGACUGUUUUCGAUGCUGGCAGGGAACUGUGUCAAUGGGCAAAUCGAUGGCUACACUGCUGGUGAGGAUUACCCCGCCUACGACUCCGUGCCAAAGGGUCUAGCCUUCAAUUGCCAGGGUCGCCAGCCGGGUUACUAUGCGGAUACAGAGACGCGUUGUCAGGUUUGGCACUGGUGCCUCCACUCCGGCCAUCAGUACUCCUUCCUCUGUCCCAAUGGAACCGUAUUCAACCAGGCCGUCAGGGUCUGCGACUGGUGGUCGAAUGUGAACUGCGAGGGAUCGGAGCAACUCUACCAGAACAACGACGAGCUGUAUCGCAUCCCAGAGCGCCAGCAGCAGCCGAAUGAAGUAUGAUAUGAGGCCGAUGAUGAGUAUAAGAUUGGGACAGCAAACGGAACCAGACAGCGCGGCGGAAGACAGCGGCAAUUUCAAAAGCAACAGCAGCAGCAACAUCAAGCACUCAACAGCAACACGGCAAUCGGCGGAAUCAACAGCAGCAAUAGAAUCGUAGAUAGCAGCAACUACAGUAAAAUGACCAAAAAUAGCUUUAGAGGUAGCAUGAGAUUUACCACACCAAGUACCAAUCCUCAAUCGUCAUACUCAUCAUCACAGCAGCAGCAGCAACAACAACACAAGCAACAGCAGAAGCAACACAAUUCUAGUAAAAAUAGCGAAAGAAAAUCAAAGCCUAGUAGCGUAAACCAUAGAGAUAGGGAAAGCAACCAAACUAGAUCUAGGAACCGCACUCACAAUACCCCUCAAUCCGGCAAGAAGAACAACAGCAACAGCAACAGCUCACGAGGCAAACAGCGAUAUAAUACGAAUAAGUUCGAAAACGACGCGGAGCUCAAGGAUUAUAAGAGCAAGAUCAAGAACAAAUACAAUAUCGAUUAUGAUCAUUCUUUGGAUGAAGAAUAUGAAAUAAUCGAGGCCAUCGAAUGAGUGAAAAUAGCUUUAUACUCGUUGUUCUCGAUGUUGUUGUCACACAAAUACAAACCUAAUUGGCGCCCUUCCAUCUAAAAGUUUUGAAUGUUACCCAAAAUUUACCCGUUGUAUAUAUAUGUUAAAGUAUAAACACAUACCCUUCAUUGUUAAAUACACACACCCUCUUUCAUUUAAAUUUGUAAAGAAAAGUAUUGCUUGUGAUGUGCACAAAAGCA